Molecule: messenger RNA, 1970 nt
Organism: Porites lobata
Lineage: Eukaryota; Metazoa; Cnidaria; Anthozoa; Scleractinia; Poritidae
Source: the annotation of a GenBank genome assembly
AUGGCUCAGAUGGAAGAAAGUGUAAAAACUCUACAGUUGAAGUCUGCAGCCCUAGCUGAUCCAACGGCGGAGACCAAACAGUGGAUCCGUUGCCUUGCAAUCAACGCUAAGAAUGAAAAUAGGAUGGACAUAGUUACCCACUUGAGGUCAAUUGUCCCCGCUGGAACUACCGGUGAGUUGACAUUAAUGGGUGUCAUUGGAUAACGUCGAGACAGGUUUAAAUGAGUUCAGAAACUGCAUACAACUUCAUCCAACAUUUCUUUUGCUUUGAUAGGCGAUUGUCAACUCACCAUUUUCACAUUGCUUAUCAGUUAUACACCUUUAUUACCCUACAAAAUUAUCUGCCUGGACUUGCUUUUUUGCUUUUAUUUCGGCAGUGUUAGCUCAGUCGGUGGAGCGUGUAACUGCAGAGCGGGAGGUCGCGGGUCCGAUUCCGGGGGCCGGACCAAUACUCCGGGUCUUAAAAUAAGUGAGAAAUGAAGGUACCGUAUUUCCUCGAAUAAUAGUCGGGGGCGAUUAUUCAGGGGUGGCGAUUAUUUCAAAUAUUGCUUACUGGAAUUCGUGCCCUAAAUAUUUUGUUUUCUUAUGCCAUUAAAUCAGAAAAUGAUCACGUCAAAUAAACUGAACAUGGGCUUUUCAAGUGUUUCAAAUUUGGUUCCUUGAUAAAUUUUCAAUGUCAAUAUCCUCGGUGUCAGAGCUUGAAUCGUCACUGAUCAACUCUGCUGGAUCAGACUCCACUUCAACUUGACAGGAGGGGUCUAGAAGAAAGAGGAAAUGGCGAGAGAGGGUGGGAGGGCAAUUUUUCGAGGGAGGCGAUUAUUUUAAAUAUAUCCUUCUGAGGGCGGCGAUUAAUCGAGGGACGGCUAUUAUUCGAGGAAAUACGGUACUCCCUUUGCUCUGCAAGCGGCUAGAACUUCCGUGGCUCGGAUGAUCACGUAAAAUGACGGUCCCAUCUCUAGAAGGAGACGUAAAAAUAGUGUCCCCAAUUAGGACUUUCGUGCUAAAUACAUUGACACUCAAAUAAGUGCAUUGUUUUAACUCCAUGUUCCCCCCUCACUCCCCUCCCCUGGUAAAAUUAACAUUCCCGCCGAUUGACUAAAAUAAAAUGUUUGCUGGUUUGGGCUUAAUAUAAAACGCUUCACUUAUUAUUUCAACCUAAUAGUAAAAUGUGUGUUUCUGUUCAAUACACCAGGCCCGUUGUUGGCUGAAAACCUUGAUGUUCGGUGUAUCCCAUUUAAGCAGAGAAAGGACUUGACAAUCAAUCUCGGCGGUAAGUAAAAUAACAUACGAAUCAGCUUUGUGUUUGUUACCUGCUUUUUUCAGUAUAUUGGGGACAGUUGCGCGUGGACGCGUGGACAAGAGUAUCGUGGCCUCUUGAAACGCGAUUUCCGACGCACUUGUCGCCUUAAUUUCCUACAAGGGGUUGGGGGUGGUGGAGGGGUUAGGGGAAUACAGGGUUCGUAAUUGAUGAUAAGAGUUGUAUAGAAAUAUUUUAAGGUUUGCAAUAUCGUAAAAUAUUGCGAUGAAUAUAUACUUUUUAAAAAAGUCAAAAUAUUACUUAUUGUGAGAGAGAACCUCGAAUUUUGGCGAUUUGGAGGGUCUUGCAUGGGAUCUUUAUAUUGGAGCGUUGUAUUAGAGCAUUUUAAUUCAGUUGACGGAAUUAAUUUCAUUUCAGGUGGAGACGAAUGGAAACUACUUGCAGAGAAGCUUGGUAUGUCUUACGACGAAAUCCGCGAGCUCGACAAGAGAACUUUAAACCCUUGCGACGUUGCUCUUAAUCUUGUGGCAAAUUCUCGUCAUUUAAAUGUUGGAGAAGUUUAUGACAUUUUAGUGGAAUGUGAGCUUGCGGGAUCCGCAGACUUACUGUAAAAAAAUCCUGUGUAAGAAUUCACGGGUCUCAUUCAUUAUUAGGGACCUAAAGCAAUGAGAACAUUGACGGACCGGACGCAACCGGAAGUUGAUAUUUUCUC